Messenger RNA from Penicillium atrosanguineum, 1215 nucleotides. RefSeq names its product DUF2841 domain-containing protein. Lineage: Eukaryota; Fungi; Ascomycota; Eurotiomycetes; Eurotiales; Aspergillaceae. Bases 1 to 1215 code for a protein of 404 amino acids. The transcript is spliced from 4 exons. The record is from RefSeq and is a predicted model, not a curated record.
AUGUACAUUGACGACGAUGGAAAGCUUCAGAUCCGCACAUCAGAUUCAAUUGCGGGCUGCGGCGGCGCUAUCUUCACACCAGAAGUGACUGACCGCUUCAUGGAGAUGACAGCCCCGAACCCUCAAUCAAAUAUGCAGUUUGCUCAAUCUAGCCAAACGUCUUCAUCAUGGGGCGUGCAACCCUCACCGGAAUGGUUCAACACCGGCCAAACCCGACCAGCCGAAAUGAUUCCGUGCGAAUGGCAAUCCAACCAAAGCCGACGAAAGCGACGCGACAUGAAGCGAACAGGAAUGGUUCGUCCGCCCCCCAAAGCCGCCUCGCCUCCUCCUACUCCGUCACCCGGACGCACUAUUCUUCGAGUCGGGAAUCAAGAUCUGUUGCGACGAUACUAUGAAAAGGCUUUUGAGGAUUUCCAACAACUGAACUGUCGCGCCAUUGCCAAGUCGUACAUCAAGCUUGUUGAGCCUCGGAAACAGGUACAUUUCCCAUACAACGGACGCAAAGUGAUUGCAGGCGUAUCGCAACGGGUUGAUCCUGAGAUGACCAAACCUGGAUGGUGGCCUGCCGGUGUCUUGCAUCGAGAACCAGACCAUCUUCUUAAGCGAGGUAAGUCACGAUACUUAGGCGAUAAGGUCUCCGAACUAACUAAAGAGAAGACCGACUACGACUGCUCGUUCACAUCUUAUCAGCCCCCCAACCGACUGCAGGUCCUCGAUGAGAUAUAUUUUGUGCGUCAAAUGGAAGAGCGUUUCCUAAAUGGGGAAAUUGACGCGAACACAUUGGUCCAAGUGACCCAAACCCAUCUUCCCGACGUGAUCUACCAAGAGGACGAGCUGUCUUCCGGAGUCCACGCCGCACCCGCCAUGUCUCUUGAUGACGAGGACGACAACGACAACGACCAACUCUCAGGUCAAGACUCCCAGCUUGACGAAGCCGACUCAUACCCCGUUGGCAACCAAAUGCCCCCUUCUCCCUCGCCCUCUACAAGCCAAUCCAGCGGACCACACAGCCCGACUGCUAGCUUCAGCUCAUAUCCAAUGGGUAUGGCACCACAAAUGAUGCCGCAGGGGUCCCCAACCGCUCACAAAUCAAUGGCCGCCGACCAGGGUUACAUGUCCGGCUAUUACGGCCAACAGUUCAUGCCUACCGAGAAGCCUCCUGCCUUCUGGUCUGGCAUGUCUCAUGUACCACACGUGCCACAUUUCGGAUACUAA